CUGAAGGCGGGCUGAGUGCAGGGUUCAGUAGAGUCUCAACCCCUCUGUCAUGUCAACGUGCACAUUGCUGCUGGUGUCUCAGGCAGGCUGUGGGCUCAACGAAUCCCUUCAGCCUUGCGAGCCCCCUCUGCAAACACAGAGCUGCAGGAUCUGUAGAAAAAGUAAACCUAUGGGAGAAUGUUUGGAGUGUUUCCCUUCUUCUGACCUUUGCCGAUGUUUUGGAGAACGGAUGUCUUUUGUCGAAAGCAACAUCACUAAAUACUUGGAAUCAUCUGCAUUUUUUAAAAGCGAGCACGCUGAGGUAAACAUGCCUGCAGAGCUGUGCUUUGACCAUUCUGAGGUCUCAGGACAAGGAGAUCCUAAAAAGGAAGACCAGUCUUUGGAACGUGCUGCAGAAUCGUGCGCUGAACAAGAUACACCUAUUGACCAAAGCACCAUUAAGUUGCAUGAAGUUGAUGGACUUUGCAUUGAAAAUAGCCGCAUUAAUGGUGAAUUUUCAGAUCAGUCUGGUUCAUCUGGAUACAGCUCUUUGUUGGACAGCUGCUCUGAGCACAGUGAGUCUUUUGAAGCAAGCGGUUCUUCAGUUGACUUGGUUGAAAUGAGCCAAAAUGAUGAACUUAGUAUUACAUUUGAUCCGAGCGAUCAAAGUGAGUUUUCUGAACACGAUGAAGAGCAGUUAACCUUAUCAGAGGUAAGCCUAAGCGAUUGCGAGUCUUUUCAACAAGAUGAUUCAGAACAGAUCGUUUUACCUGAGAUGAUACUAGAUGAUUGUGACUCUUUUGAGCAGCAUAAUGAAGAACCGUUAGAUGCAUCUGAGAUGAGCCCAGAUCUUUAUGAGUUUGUGAGCUUUCAUCAAGAUGAUGAAGAAAUCGAUUUAUCCGAGAUGAGCUUAGUUGAUCAAGAUGCUGCAGAACAGGAAGAUCUUAGUGAUUCAUUUCAACAAGGUCAUGUGGAGCCUAAUCCGUUAGAUCCUUUAGAUUAUGAAACGCUUUCUGAAUGUGAUGCAGAAUAUCAGGAACAGUAUAGAGAGUGUGAAAAUGAUAGUUCUGAAGACAACCUAUCUGAACAAAACUAUGCAGUUGAACUAGAUUCUGAAGACUGCGAAACAUCUAAACCGUCCGAGCCUAACAAUCAAAACAAGCUUGAUGAAUACCAUGCCACACAUUUUGAAUCCCCUGAACUGUGUCAGGACUCUAAAGAAAGUAAGCCAUCUGACCACUGUGUGUCCCUUGUGGACACGCAGCUUAUGGGGCAAAUGGACACCGCUGAUGAUGGAGUUCUGCCUAACAGCCUAGAUGAUUGCACUUGUCCGUCUGGGAGCUUUAACUCGCUGUCUGAAGAACAUCAAGACUGCAACCAACUCUCUGAGCACAGCGAAUCCUCUGUGUGUUUUGAGGCUUUAGAACAGUGCACAAGCUGUGGAUCAUACUUUAAGAAAUGUGAUGCCCGUGAACAAUGCCCUCCCUCUGUGCCCACUGACAAUUCUGAGAGACCACAUCAAAGCAGACCUACAGAAAGCUGCCUAGAGUCAUCAAAAACACACAGCUCUUUUUUUCACAACUCUGAAGUAAACAAAGAGAAUUUGCCUAACCGUAGUAGCAGAACUAACUUUAAGAAACCACCUGAGUCUGAUGCCAUGUUUUCCGGAUCAAUGGAAACCUUUGAGGCUCGCUGGCUGUCUCAAUUUCUUACUGAUCUUUUGAGACACAACGAGGAAAGUUUAAGUCAUGCUGCUGAAAACAGGGAGUCUAAUAAAGAGGUAGAAACUCCUGGAGUUAUAGAUUUAAUGCAAGAAGUUCAACCUUUGGAUAACCCUAGGAAGCUUUGUAGAAAGUGUGAAGAGCUGGAGAAGGGCGUAUGUUGUAAUGAAGAAUCUCCUCAGCAUUCUGAUCUCCACUCAAGUGUGGACAUCUCUCUGGAUGCAGUGACCACAACAGCAGGUUCUUCAGAUGAGUCGAGUGAAGAGGACUAUGGCGACUGCUUGGAUGGCAAAAGUCAAAGCAGCUCUGAAACCGAUUCAUUCAAGAGUUUUAUUGACGAGUCUGAAUCUUUUGAUAUCUUCCCAGAUCAGCCAUGUGAUAAGGAAAACCUUCUUACAGAGGACGAUGAGCCCUUGAUUCAAAAUGUGCAACCAGAUGAAGUUAAUAAGAACUGUGACAUGUAUUCACAAGAAAAGUUAGAUGCUUGUGAAGAAGCAUGUGAGAUUGAUUCUGAAGAACUUACAGAAAGGGAAAGCAGUAAAACCUAUGCUGAAGCUGUGGCAUUCGGACUCCCCACUGAAUCUGAGCAAAUCCAUGAAGUUGAAAAUGAUCAUAACCUGCCUGAUCUUAUGGAUGAAGGUUUCAUGGUAUAUUAUGAGGGCAAGGACAAUGAACUUUGCCUCCAAAAUGAAGAGAUAGCUGAAGACCAAGUUUCUGGUGUUUCCGUCGUUGACUGUUAUGGACUUGAAGGGAUUGAAAAUGCUUUUGUCAGUGUAUCUGGAGAUUCCACAGGAUUGUGCGCUGGAGAGAAAACAUUUCAAGCAGCCGAUUCUUCAGAUUCACCAGAUGAAGAGAGUACAUUGUUGGAAAAUUUGGCCAAUCAGAAUUUGACCAACAGGUCAGAGAAUGAAGGCAGUGUACAAGAUCUCAGAUCUGCAGAUGAAAUCGAUGUUAAUGGAGAGUUUUGUCCUGACUUUGAAAAUGAGGGAGCUCAUGGACCUUGUUGUGGAGAGAUUGAAACUUCGGAAGAUGAAGAAACAUCUCUGUUUGGUUUUGAAGAUCUUGUGGGAUGUUCAGACGAAAGUGAUGAUGGUGAAGUGAUACCAACUAAUGAUCCACAGCUCUCUUGCACUAUUGAGGAACUUUCAAACACAGAAACAAGUACUCCUUGUGUAUCGGAUAGUCUGGACACCGAGCCAAAAGACACCUCUGAGCUCCUUAAUUCUCCUGCAGUAGGUGGCCUGGCUGAGCAGACUAAGCCAAAUGAAAAAUUAGAGGAACUUAUACAUCAAGUUGCAAGAAGUGAAGCAUCUGAACAAGAGGCAAUCUGUAAGUCUGACCAAAAAAAGACAGGUGAACAGUGUGAUUCUUAUGAGGACAGUGAAUCUUCUGAAGAUGAAGAGUUCUCAGAAGACUGCGAUUGUGAAAUCUGUGUUCCGCCAACAGAUCAGGUCCCAGCCAAACCACUUCUUCCACAGAUAAAGUCUAAAGAUGUAGGGAAGAUCUGCGUAGUAAUUGAUCUGGAUGAAACACUAGUCCACAGUUCAUUCAAGCCAGUAAACAAUGCUGACUUUAUCAUUCCAGUGGAAAUUGAUGGGACGGUACAUCAGGUGUACGUGUUGAAGAGACCUCAUGUUGACGAGUUCCUUAAACGGAUGGGGGAACUGUUUGAGUGUGUGUUGUUCACUGCAAGCUUAGCCAAGUAUGCUGAUCCCGUCUCGGAUCUGCUGGACAAAUGGGGAGCUUUCCGAAGCCGUCUUUUCCGGGAAUCCUGUGUGUUCCAUCGCGGAAAUUAUGUGAAGGACCUAAGCCGUCUAGGCAGGGAUCUCAACAAAGUCAUCAUUGUGGACAACUCGCCAGCCUCCUACAUAUUCCACCCAGACAAUGCUGUACCUGUAGCCUCCUGGUUUGACGACAUGUCUGACACAGAGCUGCUGGAUCUCAUCCCGUUUUUCGAGAGACUGAGUAAAGUGGAUAACGUCUACACUGUGCUCAAGCAGCAGAGGACUACUAGUUAGCAUGACACUAAAAGCAGCUGUCACUUUGGGGCCAGGGAGGCUGCGGGGCCCGGAGCGCCACACUGCUUCCCCCUAACAGGACCAGCCACUAGCUCAGUCCUCAUCACCUACCCACAAUUCCAUUCACAUGAUUGUUUGAUAGAAAGAGAGAGAGAGUAAAGACAGAACUGUGAAGGACUGCUUUAUCCAUUACAUGCAUAAAACAGUGAAUCAAGAAGCUGAUUGUUUUGACACUCGAUUGGGUGAACUUUUUAGGAAAGCUGCCGAAAAGUUUUCACAAAGGAAAUCGUAUUUUGUUUAAAGAAAACGCAGCAGCCAAGCACAUUUCCCCCCGAUUUUUGUAUUAAUGCAGGAAAUGCAAACUUAUAUAUUACUGUAAUGUGUAAAAAAAAACAUGAUAAUAUAUUAAAAUUGUAUUGUAUUUAUACAUUAUGGUUGUAUUUGUUGUACUGCCUUUAAUUUAUUUGUUAAAAAGUACUGUAUCAAAGUAAUGAAAACUGCCAUUGUGAAUAAUGAUGGAUAAAAGCUAUGUCCUGAAGCAUUAAUGUAAUAAUAUGGGGGAAAUUUGUUUAAUUGUCUUGAAAAUUAUUAUAUAAGUAUGCUGUUUUCUUUAGACAAUUUAUUAUUUCUAUUUGAUUCAGAUGUGAAAAUGUGGCUCAUGAGAUUUCACCCAAAGAUGUGUGACUCCUUUGCCAAACUCUUCAUUUUCAUGGUCAAGGGAAGCCCUGUUAAAUGAAACCAGUUUAUUGUCCUGUUUGGUUGGUGAUUAGAGAAUGUUUCUUCAAGAAAUUACUUUCUACUCUUGGGCUCAUAUCUUGAGUUAAACCACUCAUUCCCUGUGUUUAAUAAGUUUACCUCAAGAUUAACCCAUGAAUGGCAAUCAUAUUGAACCAUAUGCUGUUGUUCUUAUUUUUUAAUCUAGACAACGUUAUUGGGCUCUGAAACAAGCAUUCAUUUUCCCUUUAAUUUUCCUUCUCCGUUUAAGUUUCUAAACCAGAUAUUGGAAAAAGUCUUGAUGCAAUCAGCCAGCACUUGAAAUUCCAAGUUUUGCAAAGCAACAGAUGCAAGAAAGGGAAAUCGGCCUGUGUCGCGUGGUCUGUUUUCACCCCGAAGGUUAAAGCUAAUGCACCUUUUGUAUCAUAUACAGUAUGCUUUAUUUUGUCUAAUGCGAGGUCCUUCAUUGUGGCCUUAAAUUACUGUAGCAAAAAAAGUAAGACAAAUAUCAAAGCGGUCUUCUUUACAAAAUCAGUUUGUUCGAUACUGUAUUGUUUUAAAUUCAUAACAGUAUGCCAUUUGUGUGUUUAUAUUAAUCAAAGCAGGUAAAGAAUACUGGAAUCAAAGCUUGAUUUGUCAGUGGAAACAGAUAUUCGUAAUGCCUUAACUCUCCAUUAGAUCACUAAGCUGUCAGAUGGUUGGUUGAGAAAGUGAUUUGGUCAUUGGCUUUAAGCAUGCUGUACCGUGGACUGGAGAGCCCCUGUUAUUGACGUGCCUUCUUGGUAAUUGUGCCAUUUUAAUAUGGAUGGUUUUCCUCGUGGGGAUUGAACAUCUGCUCAGCUCUGAGUCUGGGCUGAUUGUUUUUGCAAGUGCCAAUGUUGAUGUUUUGAGCAAAAAAUGGUGAUUCAUGUGUCCAGGAGAGAGUGGAAUGACGAUGUUAUGGUUUUUAAUACUGGUGUUUUGUCCAUUUUUCAGUGUUUGACUUUUUAAAUAGACUCUGUGAUGGCGAAACACUCGCUGUCCUUCUAUAUUUGUCAUAUUAAUGAAAAUAGUGCUGUGCCAUGGAGAAAAAAAAAAUGAUUUUGUUAUUCAUAAAAGCUUAAAUGACAA
Danio rerio (zebrafish) is the source of this 5542-nucleotide messenger RNA. NCBI's taxonomy places the organism in Eukaryota, Metazoa, Chordata, Actinopteri, Cypriniformes, Danionidae. The record is from RefSeq and is a predicted model, not a curated record.